This is a messenger RNA of Parus major (Great Tit), 9152 nucleotides long. It is a transcript of the gene KCNA6, whose product is annotated as potassium voltage-gated channel subfamily A member 6. Gene Ontology annotation, cellular component: membrane; voltage-gated potassium channel complex. Gene Ontology annotation, molecular function: delayed rectifier potassium channel activity; protein binding. Bases 1 to 1821 code for a protein of 606 amino acids. Lineage: Eukaryota; Metazoa; Chordata; Aves; Passeriformes; Paridae. The transcript has 5 exons. Gene Ontology annotation, biological process: protein homooligomerization; potassium ion transmembrane transport. The record is from RefSeq and is a predicted model, not a curated record.
AUGCCACCGUCGUGCUUGCAUCAUGGCAGUGACAUUUAUAAAUGGAGGUCCGCGAGGCACAGGCAUGGACUGACUGGCUCAAGGUCAACUCCAGCCUACGGCGGGGACGGGAACAACACCGAGGUCAGCCCGAUCCCACGGCUGAGCUCUGAGCCCUGCCCGGAGCCGGCGGUGUUGGACAGCCCCCAGCAGGGGCGAGCGGGGCGAGGCCGAGGGGCAGCGAAGGGCAGGCGAGGAAGGGCAGCGCCGGGCAGAGCGGGCGGGAUGCGGGCGGAGGAGCCGCUGGCGCUGGCGGCCCCGCGGGCGGGCGGCGAGGCGGAGGCGGAGGCGCCGGGCGAGGAGCGGAGCGGCGGCAGCUGCUGCAGCAGCGAGCGCCUGGUGAUCAACAUCUCGGGGCUGCGCUUCGAGACGCAGCUGCGGACCCUCUCCAUCUUCCCCGACACGCUGCUGGGCGACCCCAGCCGCCGGGUGCGCUAUUUCGACCCACUCCGCAACGAGUACUUCUUCGACCGCAACCGGCCCAGCUUCGACGCCAUCCUCUACUAUUACCAGUCCGGGGGGCGGCUGCGCCGGCCGGUCCAUGUGCCCCUCGACAUCUUCCUGGAGGAGAUCCGCUUCUACCAGCUGGGCCAGGAGGCUAUCGAGACCUUCCGGGAGGACGAGGGCUUCAUCCAAGAGGAGGAGAAGCCCCUGCCCCAGCACCACUUCCAGCGCCAGGUCUGGCUGCUCUUUGAGUACCCCGAGAGCUCCGGGCCGGCCCGGGCCAUCGCCAUCGUCUCCGUGCUGGUCAUCCUCAUCUCCAUCGUCAUCUUCUGCCUGGAGACCCUGCCCGAAUUCCGCCAGGAGCCCAAGGCCCCCCAGCCUGGCUUUGGGGAGGUUGUGCCUCUCGGGGAUGAGGCGCUGCUCCUGCCGCCGCUGCCACCGCCGAGCGGGACCCCCCCACCCCUGCGUCCCGUCGCCGGCUCCGGCCCGUUUUUCACAGACCCCUUCUUCCUCAUCGAGACCCUGUGCAUCAUCUGGUUCUCCUUCGAGCUCCUUGUGCGCUUCUUUGCCUGCCCCAGCAAGCCCGAGUUCUCCCGCAACAUCAUGAACAUCAUCGACAUCGUGGCUAUCAUCCCCUACUUCAUCACCCUGGGCACCGAGCUGGCUCAGCAGCAGCAGCAAAAGCAGCAGCCUGGGAGCAGCAGCAACAAUGGGGGCCAGCAGCAAGCCAUGUCCCUGGCCAUCCUCAGAGUCAUCCGCCUGGUCAGAGUCUUCAGGAUCUUCAAGCUCUCCAGGCACUCCAAGGGGCUGCAGAUCUUAGGGAAGACUCUCCAGGCCAGUAUGAGGGAGCUGGGCCUCCUCAUCUUCUUCCUCUUCAUUGGGGUGAUUCUCUUCUCCAGUGCUGUCUACUUUGCAGAGACUGAUGACCCUGACUCGCUGUUCACCAGCAUCCCUGAUGCGUUCUGGUGGGCAGUGGUGUCCAUGACCACUGUGGGCUAUGGGGACAUGUAUCCCAUGACCAUUGGUGGCAAGAUUGUGGGCUCCUUGUGUGCCAUUGCUGGUGUGCUCACCAUUGCCCUGCCUGUACCUGUCAUCGUGUCCAACUUCAACUACUUCUACCACCGAGAAACUGACCACGAAGAGCAGUGCCAGUACACCCAUGUCACCUGUGGCCAGCAACAGUCACCCUUCUCUGAGCCCAAGAAGGGGGACAGUAAUCAGUCCCUCAGCAAAUCUGAAUUCCUGGAAGCAGAAGACCUGGAGUCCAUGAAAUAUUCCAACUUCAUUCCUCCUAAUAACCAGGGAUAUAAAGAGAAGAAAAUGCUGACAGAGGUGUGAUGGGUUUUGUUGUCCUGGGUCCAGACAUGGAGCUGCAAGCUGCUUUUACAGUUGUCUUCCUACAAGCAGCUGGAUCUAUUCAGCAUUUACAUGCCAGACUGUGAAUUGUGAUACCGUAAACAGAAUGAUUGUGAUAAUGGGCUCUUCUGGCCUGAUUUGCUGUUUCUCAUUACUGUGUGCAGCCAGAAAUGUUCUUGCUUUAUUCUGUGGAGUGUUAGCUGUCAUCCCCACUCCCUUGUGCAUUUCUCUCUCUGCUUUUGAUGGCUGCUUUAGUCCAUCGUUUGCUCCGAAACCAAGUCUUGUUGCUCCACUAGCAGAGAAGCCCUUACCACUACUUCAUCAGAAGCAUUCAGCAGCCUAAACAGUUAAAGGGGCUACAAACAUCUGGCUCGAGCUGUGCUUUCAGUCCUUGUGCCAGCGCAAUGCCCUUGGCUGUGGGAUCAGUCACGCCUGCCAUGCCAUUGCCUUUGAAUAAUGGAAACGCUGCAGCCAGGAUCACAGGGAGCUCUGCAGCUGUAGGGGAAAGCCAGCAAGAAGAUGCCUGCCUUUUUUGCAACCCUUGGCAUGCUAAAAGAUCCUCCUGGUUUGUGUUUUAAAAAAAAAAAAAGGGUGCAUAAGUCAAAAAUCUCUUUGCUACUUGUGACCAUACAUCAUGCAUGCAUCAAAAACAAGCUUAAAGCAGUCAACAGGCUGGGUGAGGAUUCUCUGGGUGUUUUGAGCUUAUCUCAGCCUUAUUUAUGCCAGUGCCCUAAUGUUAAUUGGCUUUUAUAGUAUCAACUCAAUCUUCAUAGUGGUAAGUGCCUUCUGAUGCAAGGCGUGUUUGAGUAAAUUCAUUUGUUUUCUGCAGAGUUAAUCUUCACACAAUAGCGUUUAAUGAGAUGUGCUUUGUGCUUCAGAUACCCAGCUCUGUAUUCAGGCAUGUGAGAGCAGUUGACUCCGCUGCUUUUUUAACUGAGCAUUUGUGUUGCUGAGGGAAGUUUGCAUGUUGGCGUUUUGUUGAUGUGGCAGGAAAAUCCUGACCACAGACAGCUCUGCACCUGUGCUGUGUGAGGAUUGCGCUGGUUUAGCAAGUCACAGGCAUAAAAUGCCCCAGGGCGAGUGUGCCAACAUUUGAAACUGAGACUGGCAGGGAAACAAACUUCCCUAAGCUGUCUGCACAAAGCCAGCAGCAUCCUCCAGACCCUUUGAAUAAGGGGAGAAAUGGUGAGCCCUGAAGAGAUGCUUUUGCUGUAUUGCUGGCAUAGCCAGUUCCUGGUAUUUCGUGGAUAGGAGGGACAGCAGUGUUUUUGCACUUGGUUUUAUGAGAGCAAUUUGUGCCAGACAUGCAAAAUAUGCAUAGUUGGGCCCGCACUGCCAGGUUUGCCAAGGGACCAGAGAUUUCGGUCUUCAAAUACAUGUAUUGCUUCCCAGAUAAUUUCAUUAGUUUCAGCAGCUAUUCCUUACACCUAACUUUAAAAAUGUUUUGAGCUCUGCCAGCAGGUGAGAAAGGGAAAUAGAUGCUUUCAGAUUCCACUGGCAGAUUUUCCUGCAAGGAAAGUCCUUAUUUUAAUUCUGAGUGUUUAUUCUGCAUUCAUACAUCUGCAUGUGUAUGAAAGCAAAAGCAGCCAUUAAUGCCUUGCAUCACACUGUAUAAAAUGCAUAUUGGAAUGUACUACGUAUUGCAUGGGACAUGUGUGAUACAGAAAUAAUGCCAAGGUGCAAAAAUACAGAGAAUAGAUUUUAUACAUAUAUUGUGCUUUUCAGCCAUAAGACUAAGAAUGCUAAAUGCAUAUCAUAGAAUCAUAGAAUGACCUGGGUUGGAAGGGAUCUUAAAGGUCAUCUCUUCCCAAAGAGGGACACCUUCCACUAGACCAGGUUGCUCAGAGCCUCAUCCUUUUAUGUAGUCAAAACUGGCUAUAGAACUGUUUGUGAGGUGGGAUCUGUUUGCAUCUUCAUUACCCUGCCUAUUUUCAGUUGUCUUGAGAUAUGGCUCCAUGCCUAGAGUGCUUUUAUUGUGCCCUCUCUCCCUCCUGGCCCUGCUCAUAUGGUAGAAGUUGUUUGUGCAAAUCCUAACGACUCCAUUUCUCCAGAGUCACGUUGCCUUGUCAAUUAUGUUUAGUGUGCAGGGAUCUCUCUUUGGAUCAGCACACAAUUAUUGUAGUAAAACCUCUGCUCUCUCUCUUUCUGAACUCAGCAGGGAAAUGCCACUUGUCUCUGUCUGGGAGAAGCAAGUUUGAUAUGGUGAGGGCUCCUAGCUCAGAGGGGUUUGCCUGAAUAAAGCCUAAUUUCUCUUUGCUUCAUGGGACUGAGGCAAAGGUUUGUGAAGGUCUGAGACUUUGGGACUAAUUCUGCAUCCCUUGAUGUGUGUAAUCAGCUAGUGGGUAAAUUGUCUGGGUGAAUAAGUGGGACUGAGGGGCAUGGUGGCAUCUCUGUUGAUUUUGUGCAAAACUUGUCCAGUUCUUGGUGUGUCUUAGUCUUGGUGGUGUUCUUAGUUGUGUUUUGAGGUCACCUUAAUGAAAUCUUUUCUGUGAGGCCAAGAGAGGAACUCUUCUUCAAAUUUUGUUUUGCUAGAAACUAGCUAGAAACUAGCAAAAGAUGCUGCUAUUUAAGAAGGAUGUUUCAAGGCUGCUGCCCUCUCCCAGCAGAAUGCCCAUGUUUGGGAAUAUUUUAUGCCUGAGUCUAUCAGCUGAUAAAAGUUCCCCCAAAGUAAGAUAUAAAAAAUUCAGGUUGAACCCAAGUUCAGGAGAAGUCAUGAGACAUGCUGAGCAUACGUCAGAAAAUUCCUGUGCUCAUUUCUCCCCCUGGGCCCAGCCCUGUUGGCCCUGCCGGGCAGGAGCCCUCCCUGCCCAGAACAGAUUUUCUGUGCCCAGAACCAGCACAACAGACGGCUGGGCACCGAGACUCCAGCAAGAAAAAAAGAUGUGAGGCAGAUCACUGAUAGCACAAUCCCAGCGUGUCUGCCGCAGAUCCUCUUGGAAAGAGGUGUCCUGCCCUUGGGUGGGAACCAGAAGUGAGUUUCCAGGUGGAAUCCAGCAGUGAGUUUCUAGUGGGUUUUGGAAUCUCCCGCCUGCAGAUUGCACUGAAGGUGCAAAGGAAUUCUGUGGUGAACAAGGCAGCUCUGUGCAGUUUUUGUGAGCCACGUUUGUCAGUUCCGUAAAGAAAGUGCACAUGAAAAUGUGUAAAGCAGGGGUGGUGUUUGCUCCCUGUGCUUUCUGUGUUGGCUCUAAGAGAAAUAUAGAACACCAGCAGAAGCAUGGAACUGUAACCUCGGGAAUCAUUUGGGAAUGAUGCUGAAGAAAUCCUUCUCUAAGCACCUCCUGAAAAGCAGUGAAAUCCCAGAGUCAUCAGUAAUGCCACAUGUUACAGAACUUGUGGAAUUUGACCUUUUUUAAGGAGGCUUCAGUUUGGUUUUUUUUUCACAUGACUGAAAUGACACAGUGGCACCCGUGCCAUUGACUUUACCAGAGGUCUCAUGCCACCAAAUCACAGAGAUGCUUUCAGAAACCUUAAUUCAAAUUCUCAGCCCUUAGCACUACCCCUGGCUGCUCAAAAUGCAAAUCUGUUUCCUUCUGAAGGUGAAGCCAAGUAGGCACCUCCAGGGACUUGUUUCCAUAACAACCUCCCGGACUGUUUCUCUCUGUGCUGUGACUGUGGCUACAAGCGAAAGCACUCCACGAAUAUUUUGUGUUCAGAUAUCAGCACCUUAUCUUUACAGAUGUUUUCUUUGCUUAUUGGAGCUGAUCCCAUCACCUUAUAUCAUGUACAACUGCCCUGUCCAACUUCAGGUGGGCAGUCUCCAGCCUUUGAAAGCAGGGAGUGCAAACCUGGAGAUGGGAAGAGAUUUUAUUUGUGUGUCCUUGCAGACACAGUGCUGGAGAGUGUGUGAAGGACAAUCUGAGCACUCAGCCAGGAAACUGAGGGGCAAUCAGCCUGUGAAUGUAGAGUCAUCUGGGUGCCUGGUGACAAGGAAUACAAGAAUACAAGCUAAAGCAUUACAUUAAAGACCCAGAAAUUCCUCUUGCAGCAAUCUCACUAGAAAAUAGUUUUGCAGUGGAAGAGACUAUUGCUCCUUCCAGAUCCUGUGGCUGGUUUGUGAUUGUUGGUUCUCCUGAUAUUUUUCCCAUGGCACUUGCACCAAAGCAGGACAGGGCAAAAAAUCAUCUCCUUGGAGGUGGGGAAGGAAGGAAAGGAAGAAUUUUACUGAGGACACCAUUUUUUUUUUAUCCACACAAAGGACUGGAAGCAUGAAAAGCAUGAAGAUCUGUUCUGUGGUGUUUUGCUGGUGGAUUCCUGCUCUUACCUCCAAGGUGAAACUCCUGUUCUGCUUCUUCUAGGAAAAUGUUGGAAUUUGGGAUUUUUGAGUAAUUUUUGAUUUGGGCCUUUUUGAUCCAGCUUUCAUGGAUAAAAAUUUACUGUACAGCAGCCAUGCAGGUGAAGGUGACUGCACUUGGUCUUGUCCCCUGGGUCCUCUCAUUCAAAGGUUCCCUAUGAGAUAAAGAAGAAUGAGUGUAAAGAAAAUUCAGGGCAGCAAGAAACAGAGUAAGGACUGAAGUGUCUUCCAUAUGGUGAUGGAAAGGAACAAACAGCUCCAGCUCCAGCAUCUGCUGCUAUAGCAGAAAUAGGUCCUGUUUACAUCAGGGAAAGAUCUGCAGAUUGCAGCAGGAGUCAACCACAGCUUUCCCAAAAGCUCUCAUCUGACUCAAGUCCAACUUGAUGGCAUCCAUUUUCAGAAAGCAGAUGCUGCCCUCUUUUAUACUGGUGCAAUUCAGGAAUAACUCCACUGACGUCAGUGAAGUGACUCCAAAUUUAUCCCUGGCGAAAGCAGAAUUGGACCACAGUCUCUUUGUCUGCUCUGGAGCUCUGGGGAAGAUGUGCCACUGCCACACCAUAAGGCUGGAUUCUGGAUGCUGCAAGGCUGUCAUAUCAGGAUGCUGCAAAAGAGAUUGUUGCGUCUUCUUCCUGUAAAGUUCUGGAGUUUCUCCUUUAUGGAGAAAAUUUGGUCAGGAAAUUAUUUUCCUUGCUCUGUGGUUUUCUUGUUGCUGUUGCUCUUAAAGGGGUCAACACUCUUAGUUCCAGGAAACUGAAACUGAAUGUGAACAGGGGCUGGAGGAAGGAAGCAGGGAGAAUCCCCUACAAGAUUCCAAUGCAUCUUAUUUCUGGGAAAACUAAAUAAAACAAGAUUCAAUUGCUAGUGGCUAAAUAGCAGCAAUUUAUGAGCUGUUCCUCAAAAGCCCCAGACAAGCACCAAGUCCUGUGGGAAGCUGGAGAUUGACACAGGACACCUCCAGAAGAGUCCGCUGUUGAAACUUCCUUUAAGCCUUUUUCUCAAGUGAAGCAUGCAGACAUGGCAAAUGCAUAAGGUCAGCCCUUAAAAGAGCAAAGAGCUCUCUCUAAGAAAAUCAAAUGAGUGGCCGAAGUCUGUCUAUUUGUCUGACUGUCUUUUUGGCCUUGGACUACUGUGCUUUUCAAAGCUGUGCUUUCAUAACUCAGAUAAAAAGGUAGAUGUUUCCUAUAGCUCUACAAGUAAUAAUCAUCCUGUUCAUGCAAAAUAUCUGCUACCUAAGGGAUGGGCCUAAACCAGAGGUGUUUCUCAACUACGUACAAAGUAUCUGGCUUUAGCAUCUGUACAGUCAGUUUUUGUGAACACGUGAGUCCAUUGCUUGCUCAAACAAAGUUAGCGACUUAUUUUCAGUGGUCGUAGAGAGUUUCACUGAAAUAGCACCAUUUGUAGUCUAUUGUGUGACUUAGGAGGCACAAUUGCCAGACAAUUCUGCAAUUGUAAUAUAAUUGCACAUGGUGUUCCCAGAAAAUUCUCUGAAGUCUUAUCCUAUUGCACCGUUGUGAUAAAAACCUCUGCUGCUUUUUAAGCUCCAUGAGUCCAUGCUGUGCCAUACUGAAAGUGAGAGAAAACCCAAUUAGCUCUGAAAAAUGAAGGGCAAAGAGGGGUGCUCUGGCCUGGAAUUCCCUCCCUUUUGCAGCAGCAAAGGUCAGCCAUGCAGCCAAAAUUCCAUGACUACAUAUGGAUCCAGCUUGUGUGUGUUGCCAGCUCUCUGCACAGGAGAGUGGGAGGAUGGGUAGGAAGAAUUGAUUCUGGGAGGGGAUAGCCUGAGAGGGAGAGUGGAGUUAAACGUGAUAGCUGAAUAUUCAAGAGGUAGUUUGAUGGAUGCUGGGCAUACAACUUCCCUGGAACUCUUUAUCAGUAACACCCUCUAUAUAUUCCUGAGUGACUUUUAGCCAGUCUGGCAGUUUUCAGCAUCAAUGUGUGAGGGAAAAGAGGUAGGAGGCAGCUGAUCCCUCUGAUUUGGCAGCUCUGGGAGUGCAUUACCUCCUUGUGACUGCUGGCUGAGGGUCUGGAUCUCUGAGAAGCUUCCUGACUACCUGUGGCUCCCAUAGGCUUGUAGGACUGGGCUUAGAGAAGCCCUGAGCUGCCAGAUGGAGGCUGCUUCUGGUGCAGCUCUUCUGAGUAGUCACAGCCAUGGAUGUGAACCUGCAGUCCUUGGGAGACAAAAUGCACUCCACAAUCCCAAGGGACCUGCUUUGUCCCUCAGUGCAGGCCAGCUGUGGGAAUCCUCCAAGUUCCUUUGUGCUGAUCUGUGUGUCAAGGCCAUGUGGCUGACCAUGAGUGACCAGAGCUACCAUGGACCCUUCCUGCAGGGGCAAUUGUCUUGAGUCAGCGUAGAUGCAGGCUACCUUUGCAAAAGUGUGAUUAUCCUGGGGAAAUCCAUGGGGCAGAAACCUUGGGCCAUACUGUGUCCUCACACUAUCAGUAGGGAUGAUAUUGACAGGGGUGCUUUGCUUUUGGUGGGAAACCUUGCUCUGAUGCAUCAUUCCAAGGAAAACAGCUGGAGUUUGCAGGCCAGGUCAUGUGGUGAGAUAAGUAAUUCCAGCUCUCUUAUUGGAUCUGAGUUAUACAGGUCAGGUCCAAUGUUUCUGAGAAAUUGUAGAUGGUGGGUUUUUUUUUUUUUUUGUUUGUUUGUUUGUUUGUUUCAUUGAAAACUUGAAGCCUUUCAAAUAAAGAACGUGAGGUAUAGGGAUUUUUUAGCUGGAGUAUGUGCUUCAGGAUGCUUGCUGCAUUCAGGCUUUGAGAACACAAAUUCUCUGCGGACAAUCUCACACACAGUGGGAGACAAGGUUAUUGGGCUUGGAAGUGCACCAGGGAGAUGGAACUUGAGUGAGCUUGGAACAGCAAUCAUUAUCAUUAGUGGCAGUGCCAUAGUAUGUGCUUGACUCAAAUCCAGCGCUGCACAGGCAAGAACCUGAUGAAACCUUGUAACUUGAUUUUUGUGGUUGUUCCUGCCAGUGUGAUCCACUGUUGUAUAGGCUAGACAUGAAUAAAAUCAGUAUUUUUUAAA